Molecule: messenger RNA, 894 nt
Organism: Candidozyma haemuli
Lineage: Eukaryota; Fungi; Ascomycota; Pichiomycetes; Serinales; Metschnikowiaceae
Exons: 1
Coding region: 1-894 (297 amino acids)
Biological process (GO): copper ion import; iron ion transport; intracellular iron ion homeostasis
Cellular component (GO): plasma membrane
Molecular function (GO): ferric-chelate reductase activity
Source: RefSeq, a predicted model, not a curated record
AUGGUCUGGUUUGGCUUUCCAAAAGCACGAAUCACCCUCGUGGAAGACGAAACUUUGAGAGUGGUUGUACCAAGACCCAAAUACUGGCAUUCGGUGCCUGGAGGCCAUGCUUGGCUUUACUUCUGCCGCAGCUGGUACUUCUGGCAGUCCCAUCCAUUUACCUUCUUGGAAUCUACUACUGAAGAUAACUCGAUUGUUUUCUUGUGUAAGGUCAAGAAGGGACUCACAGCUAAGCUAGGAAAGGAGUUGGCAUUGCUUCCAGGAAAAACUCUCACUUGUCGUGUUUCGGUAGAAGGUUCAUAUGGAGAGUCUUGUCCAGUGUCAAAACACAGCAGUGCUGUUUUCUUAGCUGGUGGUAACGGUAUCCCAGGUAUUUAUUCAGAGAUUUACGACUUGGCAAGAAGGUCUAUAGACAACUCCAAGCAGAUGCUCAAGCUUGUGUGGAUUAUCCGUGAACCCAAGAGUGUUGCCUGGAUGUUUGAAGAGAUGGAGGCUUUAAGACAUACCAAGAUUUACACUACCAUUUACAUCACCAGGCCUGAUUUGGGAGGAAACGAAGAGCUUUCGUCUAUGUUGAGCCGAAGACUAGAGACUUCAUCUUCUGACGACCAGGAAGACAAGGAAAAGAAACUUGAAAAGGAAGAGUACACUUUUGUCUCAGACGACUUGGUCAACCAGUUGAGAGACCAUUUCCCUCAUAUUGACUUCAAAGUGGGCAGACCUUCUAUUACUGACAUUGUUCAGGAAGAAAUCGACGAGUGCAGUCACAGUGCUGCUUUCGUUAGUUGUGGUCAUCCAGCCAUGGUCGACGACUUAAGAAGAUCAGUAGUCGAAAAGAUCGACACUACAAACAAGAGAAUCGACUUUUUCGAACAGCUACAAGUAUGGGCUUAA